Molecule: messenger RNA, 3281 nt
Organism: Drosophila miranda
Lineage: Eukaryota; Metazoa; Arthropoda; Insecta; Diptera; Drosophilidae
Exons: 9
Coding region: 770-2224 (484 amino acids)
Source: RefSeq, a predicted model, not a curated record
AUCUGACGUGUCGCGGGCAAAACGCUUUUCAUUUUCGUGAAACAUUCAUAAUUCCUUGAGUUGUUGCGUCGGCAGGAGCGCGUGGGACAAAGCGCGUAAAUACACGUAUUGGAUAAACCAUUAAUGGGCCCACCGAUAAGGUCUCCCGAUUUCUCUAUUGAUUGCCACCUGCCCCCGCAGCGGGUGACGCAUAGCCGGAAUAGAGCUCGUUUAGGGGUCGUGACUCGGGCCUGGUCUGCACACUUAUGUGGAGUUAAACCAAUUAGUGUGCCGAGCAGUCCUGGGCUGAAUAUUACGCAUACGCCCCGACGCACAAGCGAACAACUGCGGUCGGUCCGUGCCUCUGCGUCGGCUAAAACUGGCUGAAACUAAUUUGGCAAUUGCCGAAACGUUGCCACAAAGUUUGCACUUGACAAAUAAAUAGAUAAAUUGAUUCGAUUCAAAUGAAACCAUAAUUCGGUGGAUUCAUGUGUGCCAGCAGCAGUGAAAAUUCAAUUUUCCACAAACAAAAGUGCCCAAAAGUGAAACGCGAGCACUGAUAAAGAUAAUUUCUUCAUUUGUGCAAGCCCAAACUCUUACCAGACAUGACUGACAUCCAAAUAGUGUAUCAAAUAUAGAUAUUCAGCUGAAGAGGUACAAGUUUGGUGGCCAUGGUUUAAAGAACUCGUAACUCUUAAAGUUUCCAUCCACGAAUGGAAAAUAUAGAAAACACAAAGAGGAAUAAAUGAAUUGACUCUUUUGAGCAAUCAGAUUUCAGAUCGCCAGGCACAUGUAUCUCUAUAAUUUCCGCGAGGGGGCAAGCAAGUCUGCCGGCGGCGGCGGGAAGCUACAAUCGAAGGCAAACCGGACGAAGCGGUCGCGGGACAUGGGCCUCGUGCAGCAGCCGGAGGAGAUACACUACCGAACACACCUGUUCUUCUCACCCAAUCGUCCUGGCUAUGACGUUGGAGAAGAACGAUGCAGCGCACUCUCAGGCAUACCGAGUACCCCAAUCUUGAGCACAGCCACGUCCUUCGCCCUGCCCGGCAACUUGCAACCCUAUGAGUUGGACGCCCCCCAGCCGCUGGUCGAUCGCCGGCCGUCCUUUUCCCUGAUGCGGUGGAAUAGCAGUAGCAGCGGACCGGGUACUGUCAGCAGCAGUGCGAAUAACAGUUUGCUACGCCUGCAGCAGCAGCAGCAGCAUCAGCAGCAGCAGCAGCAGCAGCAGCAGCAGAUGCACUUGGCAACAGCAACAACAACCUUGGGAUACGGUCAUGGUGAUGCAACAGUGGCCACGGCAACAACCACGUUGCUGACGGCCGCGGCUGCAGCCACGCGGCAAGUGAACUUUGGUGGUGGUGGCCACUCUGGAGUCACGCGAGCCGAGCCGAUCUCCCUGGCUACCUUGGAUCGGGACUGCUUCAUCAUUCCUGUGCAUAGUGUGGACCGCUUCCUGCCGGCCGGUAUACCGCUACCCGCUCUGAGUGCCGAUGGCAAGACAGCCAGUCCGCUGAGCGUCCUGGAGGUCUCCGAUCCGAAACUAUGCAUUCUGGUGCAUUUGAUGAGCCCCUUGGAGGCUAUCGAUCCCGUGAUGGAGUCACCCUUGGCGCACCCGCUGCUCAAGCAGCGCUCAAUCGCCUCCGAGCUGGUGUCGGAGGUGCAGCAGGCCAACACAGCCGUGGGCGGCAUGCUCCUGGCCAACAUGGAGAAGAGCUCCGAGUUCCCAUUCAUCUCGUACUAUCUCAUCAAUACGCUGCAAACGGAUCCUUCCAGCUUCUAUGCCAGCCUGCGCGUCUCAUCGCUGUCCAAGUUCGAGCCCAAGGCCCUCAAAUACACUGCCGCCCACACUCUGGAUCUUUAUAGCGAGGUGGCAUCCAUUUACCGGCCGCCGUUGGUGCUGCCCUCGAACGAGGCCGGGAGCUUUAAGAAGUCGCAGACCGCGGCCACCGGCUACAUUAUUACCGUGUUCAAGGUGUUCGAGGGCGACGAUGGCGAAAGGUUUGAAAAGAAUUGGCUCUACUGGACAGGGGCCCGGAUGCUGUACAGAUACUUGCCACGGGCGGCGGGUCUGCGGCGCAUCGCUCUGCACAAGAGCACCUCACAGAAGGGGGACAAGAUGUACCUCCUGGUUUGCGAGUGUGCCGACUUGCUCAAGGACAUCUCGCUGGCCGCCUUCCUCAUACCGGCCAUGCGGGCCAGGCUCUGCGGCUACACGGGACUCUAUCGACCAAUACAGGCCUUCUAGAUGGAAUCGCCAUCGCCCUAUAUUUUUCUAUCAGCUAUAAAUAGUUUAGUCCGACUAAAACUCAAAUGAAACAAACACUGCAAUACGGCUGAGAUGGACUCUGCACCUGUUACGUGAUUCGAUUCUGAUUCGAUAUUUACUAGCCCUAAACAAAUUUUAAAACUCUCUCAACUCAGAUACGGAUCAACAUCUGCCAAUUAACACUCGAUAGGCGUAUAUCGUAUAUAAAUAGGAGACAAUAUACUCAAGGUAACUCAUAUCGUAUGUUAGAUUUUUCUAUAAAACAUCUCGGGAGACAGACCCAAUAAAUAGGACCAUAUCUAGUGUGAGUUGCUAGCGAAGAACUUCCAUUUUAGCCACAACAAAUAGCUAAUCAAUCAGAGCUAUCUAUAUGUAUUCGAACCUAGAUAUAUCAAAAGUUUAACAUAACUUCGUACAUAUGUAUGUAGAAUAGACAGAUGUAUAAACGCUGAAUUUUUCGCGCUGAAAAGUAGCCUAACAAAACCGCAAACCAAGAGUCAAUUCUUAGUAUAAAAUCUAGAAAAUGUUGAUCAGAAUAACCGCAAUGUGGUCGAGAGAAAACUUUGCCCAAAUCUAACAAUCUGCCAAAAAUUAGCAAAAAAAACAAAACAUAAAAAUUCCGUUUGGGGUUAAAAAAAUUAUAUAAAAUUUCACUUUUAUAUACUCGUAUGUAGCUAUGUAUGUAUGUAGAAGAAUAAGGAUGCGAUGCAGACCAAACCAAAGUUUUUCAAUAAUAAUUAAUUAACAAAUUUUUGCUUGGCUAAAGCUUGCCACUAAGCCUACUAUUAAGAGACAUACUAAAUAACCUAAUGAUAUUUAAAAAUAUACAUAGGAAAAGCGAGAGAGAGAAAUAGAGAGAGUAUAUAUGUAUGUGUUGGUGAACUUGUUAGGCACUUACUCCAUACACACUCCCACACAGACCAGGACUCUGUUGGAGGGACAUAUAAUUUUGCACAAUAAAAACAAUAUCAAAAAGUGCUGUGAUAAUUAAACUAAAGCAGAAAGGAGCCACACAAAAUGAAGAAUCGUGCUGAAG